This is a messenger RNA of Suillus plorans, 1947 nucleotides long. Its product is annotated as fungal-specific transcription factor domain-containing protein. NCBI's taxonomy places the organism in Eukaryota, Fungi, Basidiomycota, Agaricomycetes, Boletales, Suillaceae. The coding region runs from base 133 to 1803 and encodes 556 amino acids. The transcript has 4 exons. The record is from RefSeq and is a predicted model, not a curated record.
CUGCAGGUUUUAACGGGAGAUAUCCCUUGGUGUGACGUACCAAAAGAGACCAUAGUCUUGCGGAAGGUGAUUGAAAGGGAAAUACAUCCUCGUCCGGAUAAAUAUUUUGUCACUGGCCAGCAAUGGGAUUUCAUGACCCGUUGCUGGUCUACUACACCCAUCGAUCGUCCUCCUGCUGAGGAAGCAGUUCAAUUUGUGGAUAGCGCUUUGUGCACGAACACGAUUUCCCAGACCCCGAGUUUGUCAAUCUCUAUCGCCGCUUCUCCAUUAAUUCUGACAGACUAUACUUCCUCGAGCACGAGUCUGCAGGCCCCCACCUCGUCGAUCUCUAGCGACGAGCAACACCCGGGUAGAGCCCGUAAUGAUUAUCUUCGGGGGGACACUGAUGCUCGACUUCCCGUGAUGCAGGACAUUGAUUCACCAUUGGACGCUCGGGAAAAUUAUCCUGGGGUUAUGCUGCCUGCGUAUCCUUCCACUACUUAUACGAUGAGCUUUGAUCCAUCAUGGACGCAAUCAAUCCUGCCUCGACCGCACACCAGCGACUUCUCUGCAACGUACCAUGCAUACUUCCCGGACGAAGACGAGAAUAACGUCGUCAUUCCCUCUGGAUAUCUCUUGCCCCAGCCGGUUAACACCAUCCAACACAACUGGUUUAACCUGAACAUGCAACAAAACGCAUCAUUGCAACACUAUAUGCACCAUGUUCUGCGUAUCCAAUAUUUGCAUGCCGACGGAUCGAUUGAUAAACUCAUAUGGAAUCUGAUACAUUCCAGUGAUUCAGCCCGAGAGGCUGCAUGUUUGCUUGCGGAUUUGCACCGCAAGAGCACCCAAGGUGCAAUUGGUUUUACUGCGCCAACAGACCAUGAUGUGUACGCACGCAUACGAAGUGUACCAGUGAUACCAGUGACGGAAGGAGACGCUUUUGCAAGCCUUUGCAUGGUUUCUUAUUUCCUCUUCUCUAGGGGACAAGGGCAGUGGCAAGCGUUCCUCGACAGCGCUUGCAAAUUUUCGAUCAAAUUUCUCCAGCGGAAACAUCAUGCACCAGACUGGGCGCUGAGCUUAUGCACUGAUAGCAUGCGGUUUAUCAUCAAGACGUCCAUGUGGUUCGAUGUCCUCGCUUCUGCAACGCUGAUCCGUCGUCCCAAGUUCCUUGACGUGCUCCGUUCGCUCUAUGACCCCGCCGCUGCCGUUGAUGGUGGGAGACCGGAGCUUUCCAUGAUGGGGGUCAUGGGAUGCGAGAACCGCAUCGUCCUCGCCCUCGCUGAAAUCGCUGAUCUCGCAUGCUGGAAGGAUGAAUGCAGGCGUGCUGGAAGACUCAGCAUUCCUGAACUUAUCAGACGCGGGCAACAUAUCGAAGCCAUCCUCCAGACUACUAAUGAUCCUGACUACCUCCAGGGCUUUGAAUCGGAGAGGUUACGCCGACGGCGCCUCACAUCUGACGUAUUCCGCGCGUCCGCGCUUGUUUAUCUCCACUCCGUCAUCUCUGGGGAUCACCCACAAUGUCCAGAGAUCAUGAACAACAUUGCAGAAACAGUCAAGUGUCUGAGGCGUGCUGAAGACGUCAGCACAGCACGCCAUGUUGUGCGCAGCGUGGUGUUCAGCAUAUGCAUAUGUGGCUGCUUGACGGAUGUCCCUCAAUAUCGCGAGUACUUCCUGCGACGCCUGCACGAGCAGCAGACGGAGACAGUGGGGAACUGUACUCGGGUCGCUGCACUUAUGAGAGAAGUGUGGAGCAGGCGAGAGCGAGGGGAGCCCGUGGACUGGCGUGUUGUCAUGCAGCAGUCCCAGAUGCUUCUUGUGUAAAGGCUAUUCCACGACACAUGGGCUUUUACUUCCUGGCGCUUCGUUAUCUGCUAAAGUGUUCGGCACGCCCCUAGUGUCAGUAAUUUAUUUACGCCUGGUGAACAAAUCGCGUCUGCGCUUGCACGACUUCCGAAUGCUAUGCGU